Talaromyces rugulosus is the source of this 1182-nucleotide messenger RNA. RefSeq lists its product as uncharacterized. Bases 1 to 1182 code for a protein of 393 amino acids. The record is from RefSeq and is a predicted model, not a curated record. NCBI's taxonomy places the organism in Eukaryota, Fungi, Ascomycota, Eurotiomycetes, Eurotiales, Trichocomaceae. Gene Ontology annotation, cellular component: endoplasmic reticulum membrane. The transcript has 3 exons.
AUGUCGGAAUAUGUUGGACAGGUCUGCACGACGUGCCUUGAGCUGCUGGGCACGGUCUCUCCGUCUAUUUUCUUUGCUUCUCUCGCGUCGACUUUGAUCGGGGUUGUUGUUCUUCUAUACCUAUUUCUCUUUGCCGUCGCAUUCAAACCCCGAUCAUCCUUUGCCGAGGAGAUGAAAUACCGGACACUGGCAGAAGAUGGCCAAAUCACCAAGCCCCGACAACUACCUUGCUGGCAGGAUAGCUGGGAGCGUGCCCGAAAGCAAACACCAAACAAGCGCGACCUGCUAAUCGAAAAACCAGAAGUUUUCAUGUCUGUAGUCGUCCCAGCGUACAACGAAGAGGAGCGUCUGGUUGGCAUGCUCGAGGAAACAGUAGACUAUCUCGAAGAAGCCUACGGAACUUCAGCAACAAAUGGUGGACAGGGGAAAAAGGGCAAAACCACUCGUCAACGAAAGGCAAACGGCGGACAGAGCAAUGGUCAUGCUGUUGCUACUACUAGCGAUUCAUCCAAGGGCUGGGAGGUCUUGAUUGUUUCUGACGGCUCCAUCGACAAGACCGAGCAGGUCGCUUUUACCUUUGCACAAAACCACGGUGUUCCCUCGGACAGCGUCCGGGUUAUCACGUUGACAGAGAAUCGAGGCAAAGGAGGCGCUGUCACACAUGGCAUGCGUCAUGCUAGAGGUCAAUAUGUGGUUUUUGCCGAUGCGGACGGCGCAAGCAAAUUCGCCGAUCUUGGGAAGCUCGUCGAAGCUUGCGAACAGGCCCAGGAUGCCAGCGGGCGAGCAGUCGCAGUCGGCUCGAGAGCUCACAUGGUCGGUAGCGAGGCUGUAGUGAAGCGCUCCAAACUCCGCAACUUUCUCAUGCACUCUUUCCAUCUCAUCCUCUGGCUCCUGACUCCCCACGCAACAGCCAAGAUUAAAGAUACCCAGUGCGGCUUCAAACUGUUUUCACGCGCGUCUCUGCCAGACAUUAUUCCAUACAUGCACUCUGAAGGCUGGAUCUUCGACGUUGAAAUGCUGAUGUUGGCCGAAUUCGCGCGGAUUCCCGUUGCCGAAGUCCCCGUAGGGUGGCGCGAGGUGAAAGGGAGCAAAUUGAAUGUUGUCUGGGACAGCAUCGGGAUGGCCUGGGGUUUGUUUGUGCUCAGGGCGUCGUGGGGGUUAGGCGUUUAUAGGCGGACGUGA